Messenger RNA from Mytilus trossulus (common blue mussel), 939 nucleotides. RefSeq lists its product as uncharacterized. Lineage: Eukaryota; Metazoa; Mollusca; Bivalvia; Mytilida; Mytilidae. The record is from RefSeq and is a predicted model, not a curated record. The transcript is spliced from 2 exons. The coding region runs from base 1 to 939 and encodes 312 amino acids. Gene Ontology annotation, molecular function: nucleic acid binding.
AUGACGAAAAAGAAAGCCAUUCGAGUGGGCCAUCGAGGAGCCGCGAGGAGAUUAAUUUCAAAGAUUGAAGAGGAAUUAGAGAAAGAAACAACACAACGCGACGAAAUAGAAAGCCUAUGUGAAACCUUGAAGAAAAAGAGGGAUAUUCUUUCGGAACUUGAUAGUGAAAUUUUAGAGGAGAUUGCAGAGGAAAACAUGGAAGCAGAGAUAGAAGACUCAGAUCGGUAUGUUUUAGAUAUAGAACGAAUUUUGACAAAAGUACGCAAUUCAUCAAGUUCAAAACAGAAAAACAAAUCAAAUGAAACUAGCUCUAAUCAGAACUUGAAUCCAAAUGCAGCAUAUUUUGUGUUUAUCAACUCCACAUCUACAUACGAAAAACAAUUAUUACGAUGUGGUGGCCCCCGUAUAGACAAUGCGACAGUAGGAGAAACAGUCAAGUUUCCAUAUCUGUUACCGGCAAAGGACCGUCUUACACAUUUUAUAGUGUUAAAAGCACAUGAGAACACACUACAUUCAGGAAUAAAUAUCACUCUAGCAUAUAUACAACAAACAUUUUGGAUUCCGAAAUUAAGACAGUGCGUGAAAUCUAUAGUGAUGAAAUGUGUAACGUGCCGAAAAGUAAUCGGAAAAUCUUAUUCCGCACCAGAAAUUCCACCAUUACCAAAAGAGAGAGUUCAAGAUGCCACACCCUUUAGCAUAACCGGUGUAGUCUUCACAGGAGCGCUAUCAAUAAGGAACAGUCACAACGAAGAAUCGAAGGCUUACAUUUGCCUAUUUACAUGUGCUGUCACUCGAGCAGUACAUUUGGAAUUAGUUUACGAUCUCAGCGAAGAAUCUUUUUUAUUGUGUUUCCGGAGAUUUGUAAGUCGACGAUCAGUGCCGAAAAUAAUGAUGUCAGAUAAUGCGCUAACAUUUAAAGCUGCUUCAAACGAAAUUUGA